This is a messenger RNA of Drosophila sulfurigaster albostrigata, 3933 nucleotides long. It is a transcript of the gene Efhc1.2, whose product is annotated as EF-hand domain-containing family member C2. The transcript has 6 exons. NCBI's taxonomy places the organism in Eukaryota, Metazoa, Arthropoda, Insecta, Diptera, Drosophilidae. Gene Ontology annotation, cellular component: microtubule. The record is from RefSeq and is a predicted model, not a curated record. Gene Ontology annotation, biological process: regulation of neuron projection development. Bases 1297 to 3588 code for a protein of 763 amino acids.
UUUUUACCCGUUUAUUAUUAAAUCUAAUUUAAUUUAAUACGAUAAACGAAAACUAAAAAGCCAUAUCGCUGGUUAUAGGAAGAGAAGAUCCUCGAUAAAAUCAAGUAUUUUAUAUUGACUUUAGCUUCGAUUUUAAUGGCAUAUCUUAAUCUUGUCAAAACAAAAAAAAACACUUUUUUAACUACCUCACCAAAUCAUAAUCAUAAAUUUAAGGAUUUCGGUAUAAAAAAUCAAAUGUAUUGCAUGGCCAUCACUAUUGGGUGUUGAUAUUUAGCUCAGUCUGGAGUUUUGCUAGUGGAUUUGUGUUGAUAAGUUAUCUGAAACGUUCAAAUUGAAAAUUAAAAGAAAUGUGUAAAAAUAAGCUAUUCAAAAUGCGGACACAUUAGAUCGUCAAAUUUACAAGUUUUCAAUGAGAAAAAAAGAAACAUUUUCUGACGCAAUAUUAGCAUUUGCUUUUACCAAGUUUCGGUGUUUUGAUAAUAAGAUUGCCCAUUAGGACAUUUGAUUAAUUGAUGAUUAACUAAGCGAAUUGGAUAGUUAACACCCAUUAUUGCUGCUAAUUAUGAUGAACUUAUUUCUUAAUAUGUUUGCUCUUAUUUAUCCUAUCUAGAAAUGUACAUAAAAUAUAAAUGAAUACUUAUAGAACUCAAAAUCCAUAGGUGGUGGGGAAAGAUUCUACAAAAAUUAGAAUCCACCGCCCAUCAGAAGCAAAAACGAAUAAAUUUAGACGCAUUGUGAAAUUUUCUUAAAAUAUUGAUGGACGUUUAAUUCCUCGCACUUACAUAAACACAUACUAUACAAUACAUUCUGUUUUUCUAAAAAAAAUAAAAAUGAUUCUUGUCUCGAAAUCAACAUUUUGAUUAAAUAUCGAUAUGAAUUUGUCUUUCGUAUCGUUUUGCCAAAUGUCGCAGCCAAUGAUGUCUUGCACUGAACUGCAUAUCAAUAAACAAAUGAGGGAAUCCACUUUUGAAGCACCUCCUUCCCUCCUUGGCAACCAUCAAGCACCAAUAACAUUCCCAUCCCAUCUCAGGGUGACUGCUACCAGUUGCUGUUGCUGCCAUGGCGAGCCCUUGGAGCCGUGGCAUUACCAUAGUGCUGUUUGUUCUAUUUAUCGAACAGCAAAAAUGUCGAAACAGUUAAAAAAUUGCAGAAGUUAAAACAAAUUUUACCUAAUUCCUUAAAAAAAAAGGCAAUAAUAUAAUCAAACCAAAUUUUGCAUGUUCGUUAAUCUAAAUUUAGAGGUGCAAAAUUGUGGGUAAGAUCAAAAGUAGCAAUUAGGAAUUAGAAGCAAUUAGAAUGUUGAGGCUACCGGGAAUGCCACUGCUCCCAGGUGCGCAGUUCUACGACUAUAGCAAAAGACGUCAUCCGAGGCGGCAGACAUUAAUGCACUAUCAGGGCAUUCACAUGCUCUCGGAUCGUCGCGAACCUGAGUUAGUGGAGCCAAAUGGACCAUUAGUGGACCCAAAAUGUCCUCCUGUGGCCACCGAGAUGAGUGCACUGUGGGCGCCUAAGAUUAGCAUUAAAUUACCACCAUGGCUGGCAUAUGAUAAGCAGGUGCUCUGCUUCAAUGCCUAUUUCAAGGAGCCGCUAACCGAGAUUUACCAUGCUCCCUAUCAGGUGCGCAAGGUAAAAAUCUAUUUCUAUCUCGAGGAUGGCACCAUGCAAAUCACAGAACCCAAGGUGGAGAACUCUGGUAUACCGCAGGGCUGCCUUGUACACCGCCAGCGCAUUCCGAAAGCACCGCCUAGCGAUCGUGAAUUCAUUUCCAUCUUUGAUCUCAAUGUGGACACCAAUGUACAGAUCUUUGAUCGCGUGUAUCACAUUAGUGGCUGCGACAUCUUCACUCGGCAAUUCCUCAAUCGAGCCGGCAUUCCAGUGCCCGUCUCCCUGCUGGAGCCCAACGACCCAACCACCGAAAUGCGCAAACGAUCCGCUUUAAAACAAGCUCCCAAAGCGGAUUCUAGUGUUUUGCCAAAGCGACAUUCAUUUGCCCAAUUUCUGGAGUUUGAUCGAAGAGUCCUUAAAUUCCAGGGCUAUUGGAACGAUCGCUCCGAAUUUGGUGAUGUACGUAAGCUGGACAUAUGCUAUUACUUGGCUGACGAUACCAUCGACAUUAAGGAAAAGUUUCCAAGGAAUUCAGGACGCGAAGGACCCAGCACCUUUCUGAAGCGCGGCAAAUUGCCCAAGGAGUUCACGGGUCUGGCUUUGCCAGGGCAGCAAACUUCCGUGACGCUGCUCAACGUUCUGGGCUCCAGCAUGCGUGAUGUUCGCUACGUGGCGGAUCCGCUGAAUACAGGGCAGAAGGAGGUGCAACACUAUACGGAUCAGGAUUUGCAAAUCGGCGCAGUGCUAAAUGUUUUCGGACGCGAUGUCAUCCUAACCAGUUGUGAUCAAUUUACUCAACACUACUAUAGAGAGAAGUAUGGCAUUCAGGACUUUACGCCUCAGUCUCUGCCGGAACGUAGCGAUGAGCGUCCAUGUUACACCGGUCAGGUGCGUCGCUUGCCGCCCUAUAACGGCUGGGGAAGUCACGAGGAUUCCGAGGGCAAUUGCAUUACAGUGGAGCCUAAGGCUCCGCAAGCCGACUUCAAGAAGCUCUUCAAGUACGAUGGCUGCAUUCUGCGCUUUGGUGCCAAGUUAAUGUCUGUAAUACGAGAAAAUUGUGAGCGUAGCUUUGUAAUCAGUUAUUACCUGGCUGAUGACACUGUUCAGAUAUACGAGGUGGCGCGACGAAAUUCCGGCUUUGUGGGUGGCGAAUUUCUCAAGCGAGCUCGUGUCCCUCUGCCCGGCCAGGAAAAGUUCAGCUCAACGCGACCAGAAUACUUUCGAGCCAGCGAUUUCUAUAUUGGUUCCACGGUCAAUCUGAAAGAUCACAUCUUCCACAUCAUUUCGGCCGAUGAAUUUACAUUGCUUCACAUGGAACAGCAUCCCAAUGAAUUCCCUGUGGCUGACAUUCGUGCAAUCAUGAAUAAGAUACGGGAUGCAGUGCGUCCACAAUAUAAACAAUUUGUACUACGCUGCAAACCGGAGGUUGAUCUAGGCGACAAAACUACAGUUAGCUAUGACACAUUAAAGUCAACGUUACUGUCGUAUCUGUCCAAGGAGUCGCUAUUAAAUCACGAAAUUGUUACUGUAUGCCGUUUCUUCUCCGCGGAGCAAAUGCCACCACCAAGUUGCGAUAGAAAUCAUGUCCGUGCCGCAGCCCAACUGGAGUUAAAACGCGCUCUAUGGAACAAUGUGGAAGAACUCACAGAGCACUUGAGCCACAUAAAUCCUACUUGCAAACCCUACAUCUCGGAGGCACAAGUGAGAUCAACGCUGCGUGGCUGUCGCCUGCCCUUCAGUCUCGAGCUGGUGGAGGACAUUCUGCAAGUGUUGCAACACAAUGCUCAGGGCGAGGUUGAGGUGCGCGAUGUGCUCGGCUUCUUUAAUAUGAGUGCCGAUCAAGUGCCUGACAUAGCGCCACUUAACAUCGCCUUUGAACUUUGCCCCAAACUGCCUUUCCUACACAAGGGACGCCUGGUAGACUUUAAUUGGUUUCUACAUUGUUUGGGCUUAGAAGAGGAGCUAGUGCGCAAUAACUUUUAAACACUAUUCGAGCUUUGUUCAAUGUCCUACAAUAAUCCCUCUUCUUGAGUUUGUUAUAGAACAUUUAACAAUUUCUCGGUGGUCCUUCGGAGUUCAAAAUAAUUUGACAAAUUACAAAACAAUAAACAUAAACUUUUCACCUAUUUAUCUACAUAUAUAGUAUCUAGAACCGUUUUCUUUUGCAAGAGCCUAAAGUUAACAAUCAUCAUCGGAAAUUUUACAAUCGUUGGCUUUAUAAAAAAUUGCAUGUUGUGUUGUGUAUAUACAAAGACAAUAUCGUGGCAAAUGCAUUUUAAAUUCUUAAGGAAUGCGCGGAACUGUGUGCUUAUAAACUAAUUGUAAACG